AUGCAAGCAAGACGACAUCUGAUAACCACGGCCCGGCGAGUUGGAGCUGGUGCCUCGACCAGAACCCUGCGACCAAUUACCCGCGCAGCGACCUGCCAGGCUCUGGGCCCGGCAAUUGUGCACCUGAGACCGCUCCCAAGCAUCGCCAUCCGAACCUAUGCCAAUGGCCGAGGCCCUCAUCCGCCGGGUGGCACGCAUCGUAUGAACAUGGGAGGAGGGGAGGAGGAGAAGCCUGCUCUGGAACAGUUUGGCAUUGACCUCACAGCCCGGGCCAAGGAUGGGAAGCUCGACCCCGUCAUUGGACGAGACUCGGAGAUCCAGCGAACAAUACAGAUCCUGUCUCGGAGGACGAAGAACAACCCUGUCCUGAUCGGCAAUGCUGGCACGGGAAAGACGGCCAUCCUCGAGGGCCUCGCUCUGCGGAUCGUGCGCGGUGACGUUCCAGAGAGCAUCAAGAACAAGAGGGUGAUCAGCCUGGAUCUGGGCUCCCUCAUCGCGGGGGCCAAGUUCCGCGGCGAUUUCGAGGAGAGGCUGAAGAAGGUGCUGGACGAAGUACAAAAGGCUGAGGGCGAGGUCAUCCUGUUCAUCGACGAGCUGCACAUCCUGCUCGGGCUGGGGAAGGCGGAGGGGUCGAUCGACGCCUCCAACCUCCUCAAGCCGGCGCUAGCCCGUGGCGAGCUCCAGUGCUGCGGCGCCACCACACUCGCCGAGUAUCGGCUCAUCGAGAAGGAUGUCGCGCUGGCCCGGCGGUUCCAGCCCAUCCUUGUCAACGAGCCCUCUGUGGAGGAUACCAUAAGCAUCCUACGUGGUAUCAAGGACAAGUACGAGGUGCACCAUGGUGUUCGCAUCACCGACGGCGCUCUCGUGGCUGCCUCCACGCUCUCGAACCGCUACAUCACUGACCGAUUUCUUCCUGAUAAGGCCAUCGACCUUAUGGACGAGGCUGCCAGUCACCUGAAGUUGCAGCAUGAGUCCAAGCCAGAAGAUAUCAUGCGUCUUGACCACAAGAUCAUGACUAUCCAGAUUGAACUCGAGAGUUUGAGGAAAGAGAAGGACGUCGCCAGCAAGGAGCGAAAGGAGAAACUCGAGGCCGAUCUCAAGAAGUACCACGAGGAGAUCUCAGAGCUCAAUGCUCGCUGGGAUAGGGAGAGGGCUGAGAUCGAGUCUGUCAAGAAGGUCCAGGAAGAUCUGGACAAGGCCAGGUUCGAGCUCGAGCAGGCUCAGCGAGAGGGACAUUUCGCCAAGGCAUCUGAGCUGAGGUUUGGAACUAUCCCCGACCUUGAGAAGAAACUUCCUAAGGAGGGCGAACCUGUUUCAGCCCAGGGCGAUGACGUCCUCAUCCACGAUUCUGUUACGGCAGAUGACAUUGCGAAUGUCGUGUCCCGUAUCACGGGCAUUCCAGUGUCGAAACUCACAUCCGGGCAUAUUGAGAAGCUCGUUCACAUGGAAGACUCGCUUCGAGAGUCGGUGAAAGGCCAAGAUGAAGCCAUCAAGGCUGUUUCUAACGCCGUCAGACUCCAACGUGCGGGUCUCAGCGGAGAGAACCGUCCUCUGGCAUCCUUCUUCUUCCUGGGACCAACCGGUGUCGGAAAGACGGAACUCUGCAAGAAGCUCGCCAACUUCCUGUUCUCCACGGAGUCAGCCGUGGUGCGUUUCGACAUGUCAGAGUUCCAGGAGAAGCACACCAUCUCCCGACUCAUCGGCGCGCCCUCGGGCUACGUCGGCUACGAAGAUGCUGGACAGCUGACCGAGGCGGUCCGCCGCAAGCCGUACGCUGUUCUACUCUUUGAUGAGUUCGAGAAAGCUCACCGAGACAUCUCUGCCCUGCUGCUGCAGGUUCUCGACGAGGGCUACCUCACCGAUGCUCAGGGCCACAAGGUCGACUUCAGAAAUACAAUCAUCGUUCUCACGUCCAACCUGGGUGCAGACAUCCUUGUCGGCCACAACCCCCUCCACCCGUACAAGGAGACUGAACAGGGCGACAUCGACCCCUCGGUCCGAAACGCCGUCAUGGACGUCGUCUCAAACUCCUACCCACCAGAAUUCCUGAACCGCAUCGACUCGUUCAUCAUCUUCAAGCGUCUCGCCAGGGAUGCCAUCCGCGACAUUGUCGAUAUCCGGCUGAAGGAGCUGCAGCAGCGCCUGGAUGACAAGCGCAUCGCCCUCUUCGUGCCUGACGAGGUCAAGGACUGGCUCGCAGAUCGCGGCUAUGAUCCCAAGUUUGGUGCUCGCCCGCUCAACCGUCUGAUCACCAAUGAGAUUGCCAACGGCCUCGCCGAUAGGAUCAUUAGGGGCCAGCUGCGGAUGGGUGAGACGGCAGAGGUCAAGAUCAGAGAAGACAAUCAGGGUCUCGAGAUCCUCGAGGCAGCCACAGCCACUUGA
Molecule: messenger RNA, 2382 nt
Organism: Clonostachys rhizophaga
Lineage: Eukaryota; Fungi; Ascomycota; Sordariomycetes; Hypocreales; Bionectriaceae
Source: the annotation of a GenBank genome assembly